AUGCUGGCCGGGCAUUGCGAAUUUCCCCACAUUUCAGUCUUCGUUUGCCGAGCGUCGUGCGCGCAAGUAUCCCACAGAUACGCGGAUAGACGGCCUCCAAUCCAAUCCAAACCAAGAAAAAAAAUAGCAAAGCAAAAAAAACAACAAAAAAGAGACAGUAGAGUACAAUAACAACUGUGUUAGAGAAAAAUGUUACAGCGGGCAGGAGCCAUUACUGAAUAUUAGUAACAGCAAAUGAAAAAGAAGAAAAAACGUGAAAUGUUCUUUGCGAAAAUUGGCCAAAAAGUUGCAAGCAAUUACAGCUUUCGUUGAAGGAGAAAAAAAAGAGGAAGAUAUAUAGAUAUCGGCCGAGUACUAUACAUAAUUUUUGGGGCAGCAGAGGCACCAGCUUUGAAAAUUUUCGGGCCACGAAAAUGUGUGCGUUUUGAAUACUGAAAAGCCCGGAAACAGGAAGCUGCAAUUAAUUAGGGCCCACACAAGGACUCACCUCUGGGUGAAAAGUUUAGCGAUGAGCUGUCUCCACUUGAAGAACUUUAAACGCGCCAAGUGGUCGCACAUUUUACCAAGGAGCUAAGGAUAUUUCCACCAGAGGAAUAUUAUUUAAAAAUUGCAUUUGAAGAACUAUAAUUUGGUCAGAGACUAACUGCAUUGGUCAAGAAUACUUCUUGGUCUGUAACAAAAAAAAGAUUUUAGAAUGCCACCGCUCAGGCAUCUGGCAGUUCAGCUGCUGGUGGUGCUACUGCUGGUGGCUGUGGAUCCCUCGAUGGCCCAGCGGCCGUUCAUCCUGAACCACACCUUCAGUUCGCUGCCAAUGUCCCAGCAUCCGAGCUUCAAUACCUGGCCGGGAUCCUCCGGAAAGCAGCUGCGAAACGGCCGGCUCCAUGAGCAGCCCUUGCCCCUUCCUCAGCCCACAUUACAGGUGGCUACGCAGUACGUGGAUUAUGAAACAGCCCCGCCAGGAUCUCGACGCCAGGACUCCAAGCGCCGCCAGAGUCUGGCCCAACUAGCCUCUCGUCCCGGAAGCAUCGGACGAGGCGGCAUCGAUUCGCUGCGCAAGGAGCUGAUGAAUCCUUCCGUGGGCGGACCAGGUGGCGGCAUCUCCGGCCACGGUGCCGGCUAUUCCUCCUACCCAGCUUCCUCGACUAUCGGACGUAUCGACGGCCUGGGGCAUGUCGGAACAUUCAACCACUUCGGCGAACCGAUGAGACAGCCCACCGGAAUGGCCGCCAUGACCGCCGGACCCUACUCUACUCGUUUUCCUCCAUCCUAUGGAGGAGCUGAUGACCUGCCGAAGCGAAUGCCGCCGCGGAAGAACUCCAUCAACGAGCUGUACAAGCUGAAGAAGAGCCUGAACCAGGCGGACGAGCCCGCUGGCGGAGUCACCCACGGAAAUUUGGAUGGCGACCCGCAGGCUGCCUCCGUGGAUCCCUUGCAAGACAUCAAGGACCGCAUCCGCGAUACAGCUCCCAUUGCGAACACCUAUGCCCCCCAUACGGACGCCACGCCCUCAACGGAGUACGAAUACGAACUGGGCGUCAAGUGCAACUUCGAGUCACGUUGCAGCUGGUCUUGGGUGGAAUAUCCAGAUGGAUUCCAAGUGAUCAGCGGUGCUGAGCUGGCUAAAAAGAAUCUAACGGGCAUGCAUCCAGGACCUGCCGCUGAUAGCAUAGACGAUGCCACCGGCCAUUUCCUGUACGCCCGUGUCCAGCCCAACUCCAGGCCACUGAAUCUCACCUCCCCAGAGUUUAGCACCACCAUGGAGAAGUGCUACCUGGAGGUCUACAUGCACCAGAGCGACAUGAGUCACGGACUGUCCCGUGUCGUAGUGGAGCCCUUGCACACGCAAGAGAGUAGCUGGGUUCCAGCGGAGAUCCAGGGCGACAAUGUGCGCCAGUGGACCCGGAAGGUGUAUCGCCUGGGUCGGGUUUCCCGCGACUUUCGCAUCGUUUUCGAAAUCGUUCCCGAUCUGCGAGUAGGCCAGAAGGGCCACGUGGCCCUGGACAACCUGCGGAUGGUGAACUGCUUCCCGGAGGGCACCAAGUCGGAAAAGUGCAGCACCUCCCAGGUGCGAUGCACUUCCAACAAGGUUCCCGUUUGCAUUCAUCUGCCAAGGAUUUGCGAUAUUACCCGGGACUGUGACGAGGCGGAGGAUGAACAACAAUCUUGUGACAAAAUACCCUACGGUGGACGCUGUGACUUCGAGGAGGACUGGUGCGGAUGGCGAGACUCUGGAAAGACCACUCUGACUUGGUCUCGCCACACGGGAUCCUCGCCCACCCACGACACUGGCCCGGAUGGGGAUCACACCAUGCAGCACCUGCUGAAUAACACCAGUGGCUACUACAUGCUCGUCAAUAUGAACCAGCACAUGAACAACACCGAGAAGAACUCCAUCAUUGGCUUUGCCAGCAAUGCCAUUAUGCUCAGCAAGACCUUCAAUCCGCCACCUUCGGUGCAUGGGAAUCCAGACUCCCCUUACCGGAACUCCUGCGUGGUCAGGUUCUUUAUCCAUCAAUUUGGCAAGAAUCCUGGCAGCAUUAACCUUUCCGUGGUGGAGAUGAAGGAGAAGGAGAACAUAACCACCACAUUGUGGUGGAGCACCAAGAACCAGGGAAGCGAUUGGCUACGAGCGGAAUAUGUCCUGCCCAACAUUACGUCCAAAUACUAUCUUCAAUUUGAAGCCCGCAUGGGCAUGAGAAUCUACUCAGAUGUGGCUGUGGACGAUUUCUCACUAAGUCCGGAAUGUUUUGGCCUCAAUAUUCCGGAGGAUCACUUGAAUGGCUACAAUUACUGGGAUGUGCGGCAGAAUCUGAAGAGUCCAACCUACAAGGACUUUGAGCACACCAAUUAUCUGGAGCUAACCAGUUGCGACACCAGGGGCAUGAUAGGACCUACGCAGGCACAGUGUGAGUCAUCCUACAGGGAACAGAACAAGACGCAUAUCCUGCGGGAGGUCCAUGUAGUUGAGGACCAAAGUACCUACAAGGGCAUGCAAAAGUGGAAGGUGCCCCACGAGGGUCAUUACACGAUCAUUGCCAAAGGUGCCAGUGGUGGUCUGGGCUCCGGAGGAGUUGGCAGCUCCCGAGGAUCGGUGGCUGUAGCAAUUCUAGAACUCCACAAGCACGAGGAGCUGUACUUCCUGGUGGGACAGCAAGGCGAGAACGCCUGCAUUAAGUCCAUGGGUCUGCACAAGGAGCCAGGAUGUGGCACGGACCACGAUCUUGACCUGGCCCAGUACAGCUUCCGUUCCAAGCAGGACAUGGUGAAGAAAAUCUACAUCGAGAAUGGAGCUGGAGGGGGAGGCGGUGGCUCUUAUGUCUUCCUCCUGAAUCAGGCUAAAAACGAAGCAGUUCCCCUAUUAGUAGCCGGCGGAGGAGGCGGCCUGGGCAUUGGCCAGUACAUCGACGAGGACUUCCAGCACGGCCAAAAGGCCAAGCCGAACCAGCCCCCGGAAAGUGGACAGAUCAAUGGUGAACCUCUGAACAAAAAGACCGCAGGCCCCGGAGGUGGAUGGCGUGCCAAGGAGGAUCAGGCCUUGAGUCCAACGUAUGGAGCUGCUUUGUUGCAGGGUGGACGUGGUGGUCACUCCUGCUAUGUCGAACUGGCAGACAACGGCACCUCCGUCCACCGACAUGGCCAGGGAGGAUUCGGUGGCGGCGGUGGAGGCUGCAACACAGGAGGCGGCGGAGGUGGUUAUGCCGGCGGAGAUGUUUACCUCACAGAAUCCAACGGCGAAGGUGGCAGCUCCUACAUCAGUCCCACUCGCAGUCUCCGGGAGAUCAGUGGCAUCCAGGCGGGAGCCAGUAGUGGAGCAGGGGCUAUCAUUAUUAUCCCAGCCAUCGAGGGCUGUGGCUGUGACUACAGGUGCGUGGCCCUGGAUGAGUUCCGGUCGACGGUGCGCUGCAUCUGUCCGGAUGGCUGGAGCCUCAAGAGGGACAACAACACGGCUUGCGAGAUCCGCGAGGAAGCGGGCAAGUCAUCCUUCCAGUACCUCGUCUCCUUCCUGAUGGUGUCGCUGGCCGUGCUCUUUAUCUGCAUAGCUUUGCUCAUCUUUAUGUUGUACAACCGCUACCAACGCAAGAAGCAGUCCAAGAAGCGCCACAAGAUGCUGGUCGAGCAGGAUCUGCAGUUGACUCGCCUGCGAAACAAUAUUGACGACUCCAAUCUGAACAACUUUAAUCCCAACUAUGGAUGUGAUGGCAUUCUCAACGGGCACAUCGAUGUCAACAGCUUGCCCCAAGUGGCACGUGAUAGCUUGCAGCUAGUAAAUGCCCUGGGCAAAGGAGCCUUUGGCGAGGUGUACAUGGCUCUCUAUCGCCACCGAGACGGCGAUGCUGUUGAAAUGGGAGUAGCUGUGAAGACAUUGAGGGAGGAUCCCAAGCGGGAAAAGGAAGAGGACUUCCUCAAGGAGGCUGCCAUAAUGGCCAAGUUCAACCACCCGAACAUGGUGCACCUGAUCGGUGUCUGUUUCGAUCGCCAGCCGUACUACAUAGUCCUGGAACUGUUGGCCGGCGGGGAUCUGCAAAAGUUCCUGCGGGAGAACAGGAACACACCCGAAAGACCCUCCCUGCUGACCAUGAAGGACCUGCUCUUCUGCGCCCUGGACGUGGCCAAGGGAUGCCGCUACAUGGAGAGCAAGAGAUUCAUCCACCGCGACAUCGCUGCCAGGAACUGUUUGUUGAGCAGCAAAGGACCCGGUCGGGUGGUGAAGAUCGCCGACUUCGGCAUGUCCCGGGAUAUAUACCGAUCGGACUACUACCGGAAAGGCGGCAAGGCCAUGCUGCCCAUCAAGUGGAUGCCGCCAGAGGCAUUCCUCGACGGUAUAUUCACCUCCAAGACGGAUGUCUGGUCCUUCGGCAUUCUGCUGUGGGAAGUGUUUAGCUUGGGUCGCUCUCCAUAUCCCGGCCAGCACAAUACCCAGGUGAUGGAGCUUGUGGUGCGCGGCGGCAGGCUGGGAUCACCCACCGAGUGUCCCGUUUCCAUCUACAAGGUCAUGGCCGACUGCUGGAAUCCUACGCCCGAGGACAGGCCAACGUUUAUCAGUCUGCUGGAGCACCUGACCGCCUGCACCCAGGAUCCGAGCAUUAUGAAUGCGCCACUUCCGAACAUCCUGGGACCGACGGCCUCCGAGAGGGAUGACACCGUCAUCCGGCCGCCCAACGGCGAGGAGUUCUGUCUGGCGGUGCCGGACUACUUGGUGCCCCUGCCCCCGGGUGGCAGCAGUGGCCUCGGCACCCCACAAAUGGCCAGUGGCUCCGGUGGCUACGGUGCGGAAUCGCAGCGUCAGCAAAUGAGCUCCUGUACCCCGCCGGCGAUCACUUCUCCAGCGGCACCCCAUCCGCCACGAAGUGGGGAGAGUGCCAAUCCCGGCAGCGGCGACUGCUGGGAGACGUCCUUCAUUUUGCCAAACUCGAAGAGCGAACAGCCGAAUGGAGCUGCCGGAGGCAGUAGCUGUAGCAAGGACCUGCCACUGGCCUCCAACGAGGAGGCCAAGCUGAUCAGCCUAGACACACCCCAGGCCACGCCGACCACCAUCCAGCCACCGUUAUCCUUUGCCUCGCAGCUGGACGGUAUCACGCUGGAUCCAUCCACCUUGUCGAAGAGUUUGCCCAACGGAAGUGCCAAGCAGUCCUACGCAAAUGUCCAGGUGAAAGGCGAGGCGGACGCCAAGGUGCCCAACGGAAGUGCCCUGGUGGCCAACGGAUCCGUGAUGAACGGCGACCUGGCGACCGGAGCGAGCGGAGCGGAUUCGCCCUUCACCAUUCAAGGAUAUGCGGACCGAUACAAGGACAACAACAAUCAUUCCGAAAUCAGUUGUUAAGAGGACGGGGCAUCGAAAAUGGUUUUGAUUAAGGGAUUUAAAAAAUCUUAUAUUCAGGAUUGUGUUGAUAUUCCUGUUCGGGAAGGCCCUGUUGCGAACUCUGCAACGCCCAGGAGAGCUUGUCUAGUUUUUUGGGCCAAUCACCAUUUGUUUGCGCCCCAAAGCGCAUUAAAAUAUUAAUUCUUGAUUAAAGAGUCUAAAAGAGAUAUAACCAAGAACAUGGUAUAACAAAACCGAGUGAGAACUUCACCAAAAAAAUUGUAUUGUAAUUUAAACAUACAUUUGUAUUGCGCGAUUUAUGUAGUAAUCGAACUUGAACUCGAAAACCAAAUGAGGAUUAACAUUAGUUGGAAUUUAUAGUUUAGUUUUUUACGAAAAUGGAUAGUUUCGACUCGGAAAUGAAAACAGAUUUUUGCAAGAGGUUGUAUAUAUAAAUUGAUCUAAGUUUUAAAUUUACUUUUUGGUCAACUAAGUUAUUGUUUUUACAUUUUUCGUUUGAUUUAUUUAAGGUUUUAAGCUGAUGACUGAAAUGCCAAACAAUAUUCCUAAAGAAAAGAAAAUAAAUUAAAGAGAAAUUUAAAGCGAAGAGAAUAAAAGGUUAGCUUAUUUUUAAUACACAGUCCAGAACCGGGAACCAAGAUUCAAACUUAAAGUAGUCUAAAGCGUCGCAACAACUGCUCCUUUGAAUUUCGCAAUAAACCACAGAUGUAGUCAGUGAGAUAUGCCAACCACACACGUAUGUUUUUAAAAUAGGAUAUUUUAAGUUAGGGUUCUCAGUUGGUUUAUGAUUUAAUCCGAAUUGAAAUGAAACAUAGUGUAAAUACCAAGCUUCCGUCGUAGCGAAUUACGUAUAUUGUAUGUAUUUAAAUAAUAUUAAGAGGAAUAAAAACCAGUAGCACUUAAAGCUAUAGAAGAAAACUACAAUUUACAGGGUGAUUUUUAUGAAAAUUCAGUUGUAUGUUUAAAAAACAGAAAUUAGAAUUAGUAGAAAACGAACGAUAAAAAUUGAAUACGGUUGAAAAUAACAACAUUCAGCUCAGCUAUGAGUUGGUUGUAAAAUAUUCUUUCAGCAAAGCCCUGUAUUUGUUCAUCAUCAUUAGCGAUCUUUUUUCCAGGUGUUGAUCGGGAAUUCGAAAUUUUGUACAUUUAGUUGGAACGUAACAAACAAGCUUUAAAUUAUAUAAUUUUUAUAGAGAUAUAUUAUCGAUAUACAAGUGAGGCGACAACAUUAUAUAUUAACCAAGGCAGAAAAUAAAUAAAAUAUACAAGCGAUGGGUGGGAGAAAGUGAAACAUUUGAUUUUGUCACAACAUAUGUGGGUAUAACUAGGCCUAAGAAAAUUGAGUGUGUGUUUAAAACAACAAAAAAAAAACGAAAAUAAGAAUUAUAUACAUAUACUAGAUAAUGAUACCGAACAUACAAAUAUAUAUAUUAUAUACCUAGGAGGGAUACAGUUAUGUCUAUGUUUUGCUUUAUGUAAAAGUCUACUCAUAUUUAUAAUCAGCUAAUAUAUCCAAUAUGUAUGUACGACUAAAGUGAACCGUAAAUUAAAAUGCUGAACACGCGGAAACCAAAAACCAUGUAAAUUAAAUCUAAAAUUACAUACAUAGGCCUAAACAGACGUACUUCCGACACUGAUAUCACUUCAGUUUCAUAUUUGAGAACUGGAUGUGAAAACUCUCUCUAAGAAAACCCGGAAAACGAAUCCCAAAACCUGUACAAAACAAAUAAAUUAAAUUUAUUGCGAAUAAAUUGAAUAAAAAUAGAAAUAAAGCCCUACCAAGUGUACGCUCACAAUCGAAUGCUCAAUUUAAGUAUGAAAAUAUUCGAAUAUAUCUCUGCAUCCACAGCUAAUACUUAGUACUUAAUCGAAUCGAUAACUAAUAUUAUUUUUUUUGUUGAAUGUGUAUCUAUUAUGGUUGUACCGAGGCAUCUCAAGUAAGGGAAAUAAACUUACUCAAAUGCAUUACACACAGAAGACUCUAAGAACAUCUACCGGAAAUCGGAAAGCGGAAGCCGGAGAUCGGAUAUCUCCUUUUCAACAAAAUGGAGGACUUGUCCGUAUACAUGCAUAUGUAUAAAACACACACACAUAUACACCGACUCUCUCACACACAGACACACCUCUAUAAACAUUAAGGGAUUAGAAGACAUUUUUGUACCCUGAAAAUAAAGAAAUAAAUACCUUGUGUACCUAAAGCCCAGAACCUGAAAAAGAAGAGUUACAUAUGCAUAUAUAUUCACAGAUCGUUGUCGGUUGAUUGUUGAUCCUGGUUCAGUUUGGAGAUUGGAUUUUAAAAACAAAUUUCAAAAGUUAGGGUUAUGUUGAGGUCUUCAGAUCAGUUCCCUUGCAAUAUCGUUUGCAGAACCAGGUCAAGGCAUUUACUCCAGGAAGGAUAAACGAUUUUUGGUUGAAACAUUCUUCAGGCCGAUAUCAGUAGUUUGGCACUUCAUUUCUCAACAAUAAAAAUUCGCAACGAAGUUUAGAAAAGAUAUAAAGAUAAAAUUAUAUAUACAAAUAUUUAAAAACCAAUUUAAGACAUUAAAUAAGUAUGACAAAAAAAAUCACACAAUAAAUAAAUAGUAUUUUUAUAUACUAGAAGAAAAAAUGCCCAAAAAAAGACAAAAAAAAAACAAAAACGAGGUAACUUUGAAUGCAAGUUUAGUGCAUGCGAAACAGGCUUAAACUUAGUUAUAGAUAUAAAAAUAUUAAUUAAAACAAUUAAUGGUUUUCAUUUAAAAUCGUAAAUUAUUUUGUUACAUUUAAAAGGUAAAGACGGUAAAUGAAAAACAAAAGUGAAAAUAAUAAACAAGUAACAGAAACGCAAAGACUAGAACAACAUUUUGUAAGCUGGAUUGAUAGAGUGAUGGAUGAUGGUUGAUGAUUGAUGGAUUGAUGGAUUGGUGGCAAGUUAUAUAUAAUACGACAUAAGCAACUAAGCAAAUCAGUUAAGAACAGCAACAAAAGUCCAUUUAGAGAUGAUACCACACUUCCAAAAGAUAAGAUCGAUAUAUCUUCGUCAUAACUUGCUGAAAAACCAAAAACAAAGAAUAAAACUAAUGGAAGAAAACGAACCAGAUAACUUGAAAAUGGAGCUCACAUUGUAUAAUUUUCAAUUCGAUCGAUCUAAGCUAUAGAAAAUACCAGCUAAGAAAUGUAUUACUGACACUUACCCAUGCUCGUACUUCCUUCACAGUCCUACCACCUACCACCUACCACCUAGAACUUUCCCCGCGUAAAUUCCGACUUUCACCUUUUUCUAUGCUUUUCCUCUCCCCGUGGGUCGAGAGGACGAGUUUUAAAUUAUCUUUGAACAUAAGCACAUCUUAAGAAGCAAAAUCGAAAAAGUAUAAAAUAUAUCUUAACAACAUAUAUAUUUGGGGCAUGUGGAGUGGAGAACAAUUUUAAAGUCGGUGGCGUGCAACCACGCCGGAAAUGCGAAAUGACAAAGAAACACAACCGAGAAACUGAGAAAAAUAAUAAAAAUGAAAUUCAUGUGUACAAAAACAAUA
Drosophila ananassae is the source of this 9333-nucleotide messenger RNA. RefSeq names its product ALK tyrosine kinase receptor (gene Alk). The record is from RefSeq and is a predicted model, not a curated record. Gene Ontology annotation, biological process: cell surface receptor protein tyrosine kinase signaling pathway; regulation of neuron differentiation; multicellular organism development. Gene Ontology annotation, cellular component: signaling receptor complex; membrane. The coding region runs from base 695 to 5821 and encodes 1708 amino acids. Gene Ontology annotation, molecular function: protein binding; ATP binding; transmembrane receptor protein tyrosine kinase activity. The transcript is spliced from 9 exons. Lineage: Eukaryota; Metazoa; Arthropoda; Insecta; Diptera; Drosophilidae.